AUGGAUUUCGUCUCAGUUGAAAGAGUUGACGAACUUCUACACAUUGAACAAGAAUCUCCAGGGACCCUUGAGCCACCGGCAUCUUGGCCGAAGUUCGGCUCCGAUAUUGUUUUUGAGGAUGUUACGAUACGAUAUGCCCCUCACCUGGAUCCAUCGCUGAAUAAUAUUUCCCUCCGCAUCCCUGGCGGGUCCACGACAGCCGUUAUCGGCAGGACAGGAAGCGGGAAGUCUACCCUCGCAGUCUCGCUUCUUAACGUGAUCCGCCCAGAUGGCGGCCGCAUCCUGGUGGACGACCACGACAUUGCGCAGGUGAGCACGCAAGCACUCCGGACAAGGGUAACCUUUGUUGCGCAAGACCCCGUUCUUUUCCCGGGAAGCAUCCGCCGUAACCUCGAUCCAACCGGCGAGUACACAGACGCGGAGUGUGCAGACGUCCUCAAACGCAUCUGCAGCAGACACGGCUGGAACUUGGAGACAUAUGUGGAAGCCGGGGGUCGGAACCUGAGCCAGGGUGAACGACAGCUAAUCGGUUUGUCAAGGGCAGUCUUACGCCGGAGUUCGAUUGUCAUACUCGACGAGGCAACGGCGUCCAUCGACCAUGAAAGUUCGUUGGAGAUUCAGCAAGUUCUAAGAGAGGAAAUGAAAGAGUCUACAGUCAUUACUAUUGCACACAGAUUGGAAGCCAUCAAGGACGCAGAUUACUAUGUUGUUCUGGAUCAGGGACGAGUAUCCAAACAGGGAUACGUGAAGGAUAUGUGA
Molecule: messenger RNA, 759 nt
Organism: Aspergillus oryzae RIB40
Lineage: Eukaryota; Fungi; Ascomycota; Eurotiomycetes; Eurotiales; Aspergillaceae
Product: ABC transporter C family protein
Exons: 1
Coding region: 1-759 (252 amino acids)
Biological process (GO): transmembrane transport
Cellular component (GO): membrane; fungal-type vacuole
Molecular function (GO): ABC-type peptide transporter activity; ATP binding; ATP hydrolysis activity
Source: RefSeq, a predicted model, not a curated record